This is a messenger RNA of Hansenula ciferrii, 3267 nucleotides long. It is a transcript of the gene SMC5, whose product is annotated as DNA repair ATPase SMC5. Gene Ontology annotation, molecular function: ATP binding; ATP hydrolysis activity. The record is from RefSeq and is a predicted model, not a curated record. Gene Ontology annotation, cellular component: Smc5-Smc6 complex. The coding region runs from base 1 to 3267 and encodes 1088 amino acids. NCBI's taxonomy places the organism in Eukaryota, Fungi, Ascomycota, Saccharomycetes, Phaffomycetales, Wickerhamomycetaceae. The transcript has a single exon. Gene Ontology annotation, biological process: double-strand break repair via homologous recombination.
AUGUCAUUCAAGCGUGCUAUAGUUGAUCUCAACUCGUUUGGAGCGUCUGCUUCAAAGAAAAGAAAAACAUUGGGUGCUGAAGAUCUUGAUAAAUUUGCACCAGGUAGUAUCAUCAAAGUGAAGGUUAAGAAUUUUGUUACGUAUGCAUUGACUCAAUUCACAUUGUCCCCAUCAUUGAAUAUGAUCAUUGGUCCUAAUGGUACCGGUAAGAGUACAUUUGUGUGUGCUGUUUGUAUAGGGUUAGCUGGUUCUCCUACUCUAUUGGGUCGUCAAAAGGCUUUAGCUGGUUUCAUUAAAAACGGUGAAGAAAGUGCUACUGUGGAAAUUACUUUGAAGAAUAAAGCAGGUUUACCUGAAAUUGUCAUUAAAAGAGAAUUUUAUCAAUCAAACAAGUCAGAUUGGUAUGUUAACAAUAGACCAACAUCCGAACAAAAAGUUAAAGCUUUAUUGAAAGAUAUGAAUAUUCAACUUGAUAACUUGUGUCAAUUUUUACCUCAAGAAAGAGUUGCUGAUUUUGCUAAAUUGAAACCUGAAGAGUUACUUGAAGAAACUGAAAGAGCCAUUGAGGUUGAUUUGUUGGAUAAACAUCAUGAACUUAUCAAAUUGGAUGAUGAAAGAGCAGUAGUAGCUGAAGAACUUGAGACUAAAACUGGUGAAUUUGAUAAACAAACAGAAGAAAGAACUCGUUUUGAAGAAGAAGCUCGUAAGUAUGAAGAGUUUCAAAGAAAAAAACAAGAGUUUGACGAUCACGAAAAACUUUUGCCUUAUGCUCAAAUCCAAGAUAUGAAAGUUCAAUUACAAGCUGUUAAAGAUGAACGUGACAAACUUAAAAAUGACUUAGCAGAGAUAAAAGAACUUGCUAGACCUUAUGAGGAUGCUGCUUCAUCUUUCGAUGAUUCGAUAAGAAACUAUAGUAACGAAGUACAUGAUUUAACAAAAGAUCAAAAAGAUGUUCAACAUUCUAUUGAUCAAUGGAAGCAAAAACUUAGUGAUUUAGAAACUAAGCAUCAAAAAUUAUUAGAUUUGAUUGACCAUCAUAGACAAAGAGCUGAAGUUAAGAAGAGGGAGCUAAAUCACUCCAAACAACAAUAUGAAAAAGUUGUUCAUGAUAGAAAUGAAAUACAGCUUGUGGAUGCUGAAACUGUUAGAGAAUAUCAAGAUAAAGCAUUAAAAUUGUUUGACCAAAUUAAUGAAUAUGGUUCAAGAGCUUCUGAUUUGGAAUCCGAUUUAGCUAGAACAAGAAGAGAAGGACAACAGCUACAAGAUAGAAUAGGGCAAUUAAAUCAACAAUUCAAAUCUAAGGAUAAGAUACAUAUUUUGGAUCAAAGAAUCACAAAUGCAUUCAAUAGACAAGCACCAACAGUUAAAAAGGCUGUUCAAAUUUUACGUUCUCAAGAAUAUGCCAAAUUUAGAGGACAAGUUUUCGAACCACCUUGUAUUACAAUUUCAACUACAAGAAAUGAAUAUUCUGCCUAUUUAGAGGAAAUUGUUGAUCAACAAACUGUUUUCGCUAUAACUGCUGCUUCAAAAGCUGUUUAUACUGAUAUUUCCAAAGAAAUUUUCGAAAAACAUAGAUUGAAUGUCCCUUUUAGAUAUUUGAGUGGUAGAAAACCAAACCCAAAAAUUUCAAGUGAGCAAUUAAAAAGGUUAGGAUUUGAUGGUUACUUAAGAGAUUUUGUUAUUGGACCUCAAGAAGUUAUUGAGAUGUUAUCAGAAACAAGUUUCAUUUAUGAUAUUCCGGUCUCAAUCAGAGGUAUAACAGAACAACAAAUUGAAUAUAUUAAAGAUUAUAGAACAUCUGAUGGUAAUUUAAUGUUUAGGAAAUUCAUUUCUGGUGAUUCUUUAUUUGCCUUAUCUAAAUCAAGAUAUGGUUCUCAACAAGUUACAAUUAAGACUUCACAAAUUAAUAUGCAACCUAGACAAUUUUCUUCAGGUGGAUUAACAGAAGAAAGAAAACAAGAAUUAACAAAUCAAAUCAAACAAGUUCAAAUGCGUUUUGAAGAUGUUAAUCAAAGAAAAGAAAAUUUGAAACAUAAUUUAAGUCAAGUUCAAGAGGAUAUUGCACCAUUAGAAGGUGAACGUAGAGAAUAUGAAAAAGCAGUGAGGUCAGCCAAUGCUAAACAAAAUGAAUAUGAUAAGCUGACUCAAAGAGCCAAAACUUUAAAAGAAAAACUUAAUAGAUUAGAAGUUGAAGCUAGUAAAGAUUAUAGUAAUGAGAUUUCAAUUAAUCAAAAGAAAGUGAAACUUGUUGCACAAGAAAGAAUGAGAGUUUUAUCAGAAUUGAGUAUAUCACAAAUUAAAUUUCAUGAAAUUGCACAAGAUAUUUCACUAUUGAAAGUCAAACAAUUUGAUGACAAAAACAAGAAAAAAUCUGUUGCAGCUUUAACUGAAGGUAUUAGAGCCGAAAUUAAUGAAGUUGAACAACAAUAUGAUGAAGCUAAAAGAAAAUAUUCACUUUUGAAAAACGAUGAGAAAAUAAAGGAAUUAGCUUCAAUUACCAAACAAUAUUCAGAAGAAUUAAAAGCAAGAUUAGAGACUUUAAUUCUUGCGUAUUCAGAACAAGGAAUAUUUACUGAAAGGGGUAUUGAAGAUAAGAUUGAAAGUAUUGAGUCUGAAUUAAAAUUAUUAGGUACAAGUUCUAAAUCAUCAGUUAAUACAUUGGAAAGAAUUAAUGAACAAUUGGAUAGAUUGAAUCAAGAAAUUCCAGAAUUACAAAUGAGAGCUAAACAAAUCACACAAAUCAUAAGAGAAACUCAAUCAGAAUGGGAACCAAGAUUACAUGAAGUUAUUUCCAAGAUUUCUGCUAAAUUUUCCACAAUUUUCCCAGCUGUUGGUAUAGCAGGUGAAGUUAGAAUUGCUAAAGCUGAAAAAUACUCAGAUUGGAGAUUAGAAAUCAUGGUUAAAUUCCGUGAAGAAGCAGAAUUAAGAGUUUUAGAUAGUCAUUCACAAUCUGGUGGUGAAAGAGCAGUUUCCACAGUUAUGUAUAUGAUUAGUAUGCAAGAAUUAACAACAUCACCAUUUAGAGUUGUUGAUGAAAUUAAUCAAGGUAUGGAUUCAAGAAAUGAAAGAGUUGUUCAUAAACAUAUGGUUCAAGUUGCAUGUCAAGAACAUACAUCACAAUAUUUCUUGAUUACACCAAAAUUAUUGACUGAUUUAUACUAUUCACAAAAUAUGAGAGUUCAUUGUAUCAUGGCAGGUCCUUGGACACCAAAUCCAAGUGUUGAUCAAAGUUAUUUAGAACUAGGUGCAACUUCAGCUUAUGUAUGA